CCCGGGAGCGGGGCAUUUUAACAGGGACAAUAAUAGGUGGCGUGUGAGCCGUGAGCCGCUCAGAGGGAUGGGAUCCGAACCAGGAGAGCUCUGCAGCUAGCAGCACUGCUCGGCCGGCACAGCAAGCGGGGACUCGGGAAAGCUUGCAAGGAUGAGUGCGUGUGCUGACAUCUGUGGGUCCAAGCAGUCUCAGAACACCCCUGAAGGUGGAUAUCAUCGCUAUGGAGUUCGGUCCUAUCUACACCAGUUUUAUGAGGACUGCACAGCUUCCAUCUGGGAAUAUGACGAUGAUUUUCAGAUCCAGAGAUCACCUAGUAGGUGGAGCUCUGCUUUCUGGAAGGUCGGACUCAUAUUAGGCAUCAUCCUCAUGCUGACAGGUCUAGCAGUCCUUGCGGCUGGCUUCCUGGUACCUCCGAAAAUCGAGGCUUUUGGAGAAGAUGAUUUUGUUGUUGUGGAUAGCCAUGCCAUUCAGUUUAAUGGAGCACUUGAUAUCUGUAAGUUAUCUGGUGCUAUUUUGUUCUGUAUCGGAGGAACUACCAUGGCGGCAUGUCUCUUAUUGUCUGCUUUUGCAAAGAGUUACUCCAAAGAAGAAAAAUACCUUCAACAAAAAUUUAAAGAGAGGAUAGCAGACCUAAAAGCUCACGUCCACCCUGUGACAAAGGCCCCAACACCUGGAGAAUCAAAGAUACCGGUCACGCUGUCUAAAGUUCAGAAUGUUCAGCCUUUAUCUGAAACUUGACAUUCAACCAUUAGUGUGCAAAAAAAUUAAAUUGAAAAUGGUCAGCUUUUUUGAAUGUUACAGUGAAAGUUUUAUUUUGUAGUUCGGUCAAACUGUACCUGGUUGAGAAAUAUGUUGAUAGGCCCACUAUCAGCAAAAUGUGAAAAGAUCACAGGUUUUCGUCUGUUAAUGUGGGCGUUUUACUUUACAUAAAUGGUAAACUUUCCCAAAUCCGUACAGUUGGUUACUCACAAUAUGCUACUUAACAGCUACAGCAAAAUGCUGUUUGUGUCGUGGUUUGGCUUUUUUUGCACUUGCAUAUGAUUUAUGUUUUCUUACAGAUCUUAAUUGAAUGGGGAAAUAUUUUCAAUGCUGUGUGCCAAGUAACUAGGAUGGUUGACUCAUAUCUAUUAUGAUAUGCUUGACAUAUUGGCCUGACCACAGAAGCUUGAAAGUACAUUCAUUUUACAAUUGUGUUGUUUAGUGCUUAGACCUAAGAUUUAUAUCACUUCCUUAUUAUUUUAGCUUUCCUAGUCUUUGUUUAUCUCAGUGUGUAAUCGAAGCCUUUAUUUCACAGUGCAUUCCUUUGACACUUUUCAGUAUCAAUCAUAAAAUUGCUUUCUUGUUUAGUCUGUUCCUGCACAAACAUUCUACAGCCAAAAUUAAAGGCAAAUAUAAAAUAAAAAUAAAAAAAUUGAUGGAGAAACCAGGGUUUUACAAUUACAUCACAGCUUGACAAAUCACAAUUUGCUGUACGUGCUAAUGUAAUGACAAAAGUAAGUGUUUGCAUUUUUACACAUACUCAAAGGUUUACGGAUGCAGAAGAAAUUGGUACUUCAUUAAUGUCCAUUAUACCAGGGUUAAUGUUAGUUGUUCUGUGAUCUUUAAAAAGCAGUUCAUCAUCACAUGGUACUGUGUUUCUUUGUAGUAAGGGGCGCAAGGAAAAAUAAAAUAAAAAAACCUGUUAAUGCAUCCCUAAUCAACGCAAUCAGAGCAUUAACUUUACAUUUCUUAUAUUGAAAGAACAUUUUAUUGACAUGUCUAGAGUUUUCUUGGGGCAAGAUGACCCCUGGUACAAUUGAAAAAUAAUAACACAUUUUGCAUUUAUUCUGUCAUCUGUAGUGUAGGUGAAAAAGCAAACUAUCGUUUAUCUAUUUUAUUUUUUUACUUCAGCACAAAAGCAUUUCCAAAUAUCUAGUAACACAAUUCGAUGAGCGCCGUGUUCUCCAGCUAUAAUAGACAUCUGUAUUUCAGCUGUUGCAGACUAACACUAGCCCUAGAUCAAUAAUCUGGUCGAGAUUCACAGGAAUCGUGGUCCCCAGCUAAUGGCAUGCAGAUGUCAGUUACCCAAAGUACAUUUUAUCAAGACUCCUAGAAUUUAUUUUUUUUUCGAAUUAUGUUUAUUCAGUGAAAAUUAAAAGAGCAGAGCUUGUUUUUUUGACUUUCAUAAAUUUACAUUAUUUAUUUUUAAUGCUUUCCACACUGACCAAAAGUCACCUGUAUAUUGACAUAUUUAUCACUGCCAAAGUGCUCUUUAAUAAAUCCAAUUACCAAUUGAUGGCAACUUUCAUAUAUUUGCACAUUUGUCACAAUGCAGAGAAACCAGUAUACAUAACCAUUUCACCAGCCUGUGCACAAAUGUGUUGAAGUGAAGAUUGUAAGUCAACGUACUCUGCAUUUCAGGUUCACUGGCUGGAAGGCCACUGUAGAAUAGAGUCUGGGAGUCCAUUAUAGGACAGUGGAGAAAAACGGCCUUGUAAGAAAAUGUUUCACUCAGACCUGACAGCUCUCCUAACCAUCAAUGGAAGUUAAUAUUUGGUGAUAUUCUAUCAUGUUUUCCAUGGUUCUUUUAACUUAUAAGCAUUGUGGAAAGAGGGUUAAAAAAGCUGGGGAACGUGGAAAUGCUUUACAGAUUGAAUGCUGCAGCUUACCUACUCCUUUUCUGAAGACUUUUUAGGCGUCUGCCAAAAUAGUCAUAUUUUCAUAAAUAUCCAACGCUGCUAUUUUGACUUACAUUUUGCAACAUAUUUGUCAGAAUGCUACACUGCAAGGUUUAGUGAAUUAAAUACACAUUAAACCCCAAUGCAAAGCUUUAAAAGUAAUUUAUCUGUAAUUUUGCCAUUUUAUAUUAUUAUUUUAGUUCCACCUGGCUUCGCUAUAGAUAUAUAUUUCUAUUUUGUAUGGUAAUGCAGACAAUCUGAGAAGUUACAAGGGAUGUUGGCUCCAUGACCAAGAAACAAAAUGGAUGCUUUGUUUAACAAUUUCUUUAUUUUUUUUUAUAUCAAUCCCUAGACAUACAGAUCAAUAAAAUUUUAAAGUGGCACAGUAUAUUCUCUCCAACACUCCUGCUGGAUUUCCUACUGACAUAUGUAGACGAAUUCCUAAGGUGUCAUUCAACGAAUGUCAUUCAGCGAAUGUCAUUCACCGAUAACUCCUGCUGUUGACAAAAUGAAUAAGACCCUACAAAGUGAAAAUGGUUGUACACCACAAACUUUUCUUGCUAAUGGGGUAACAUUUAAGAAUUAAGUACUUAUUGCAGGAUGCUACAUGUAAAGUGUCACUCCACAGAAAUGUGUUUACAUGAUAAAUUGUUGCAUAUCACCAUUUUAAUCAUUGCAGUUUGAUAUAGGAUGUAAUAUCAAAAUCCACACCUGUAAUUUACAACCCUGUUAAUGUUCUACAGUAGCCUGUGUCUUUCAAUUGCGUACACUGUCUAGAGCACAGUAAAACGUCUUCCCUUUAAAGCCUAGAUAAAUGGCGUCUGGGAAGGGAAAGAUGACUGUAAUAACAUGUUAUCAGUUCUAUUACGAUGUUUCUCUCAGAGUACAGUAACAAGCCAAAAAAACACAGUUGUCUACGUUGGAGAUUUUGAGACAAAACCUAUACAAAUAUGCAAAUAUGCAAAGCCAAUAUCUUGAAUUAUCCAGAAAACAUGUUGCCAUGUGCUAAUUGUAUGUUUAAAAGGAGUAAUAAUAAAUGUUUUUAUACUUUUUCCCAUUCCCCAUUGCAGGAGUGCAGUAAAGUCAUCAAAUUUAUGUCAUACUUAUAUCAAAUAAGAGAACUUUAUAAAUGUGAUGUUCUAUUUUUAUAGCCAUAUUAAUAUAUUCCUUCACUUAGUAUGUGUUCUGUCUACACGUAUAUAUGACAUUUUUUUCAGCAACAACAAAAAGAGAUCAACUUUUUUUUUGUCUUAAAAUACCAAUAAUUCUAAUUUUUAAAUGCAGUAAUUAUAUCAUAUUGACUUUAUCUUGUAUGAUUGGGACACUAUCUUCACCUGAUCAUGUGUUAAUUCAGUCAAACAGUGAAGUAUGAUAAACUGAAAUUAUUAUUAUGCUAAAUGUAGGCCAAAAUGUUCUCUAUGAAAAAAUAAAUAGCUCAAAGUUUCUAUCUUAGCUAUAUGGGUCUCCGUUUUGAAAUUCAGUUGUCAAUUUAAACAUAAUUCAGGGUUUUGUGAUACACUUACACUGUUUGUUGCACUUGCUUUUCCACUUGUUGGAACUUAAUGUUGCUCCAAGUAGAGCUAGCACAUCAUUAAUCAACAGAUACUUCACUCCUAACACUUAGGGUUUGUUUGUUAAACUGGGAUUUGUAAGGUAUUGACAAUGGAAUAGCACAUUUUACAACAAAAUAGUUGAAACCAGAAAAAAAAAAAGUUUUUCUAAUCUCUAAUAUUUUGGCCCAAAAUUAGCAAUUCCUUUUUCUCAGUCCUUCCAUCUCUCUACCCCUCCUUUAUACGCUACACAAAUCAGACAUCUAGAUGUUUAACAUUAUUGUGAAUAGCAGGAAUAAUGAAAUUGUAGAUGAUGUUAAUUUUUACACAUUUUCUUCACUUGUAAACUGUUGUUGCAAGAACGUUGAGCGAUAUCAGGAAUUGUUGAUGGAAACUGAAGCUUUGUCUGUUUACAAGUUAGAAAAAAAAAUGAGAUGUUCCAAAUGUUCAUUGUAGAGGUCACAUGAUUAGUAGAUGCCAUCUGUAUUGUCUGAAAUAAACCACUGUUGAGCAAUGA
This is a messenger RNA of Pelobates fuscus (common spadefoot toad), 4725 nucleotides long. RefSeq names its product neurensin 1 (gene NRSN1). The record is from RefSeq and is a predicted model, not a curated record. The coding region runs from base 152 to 739 and encodes 195 amino acids. Gene Ontology annotation, cellular component: neuron projection; neuronal cell body; transport vesicle. NCBI's taxonomy places the organism in Eukaryota, Metazoa, Chordata, Amphibia, Anura, Pelobatidae. The transcript is spliced from 3 exons. Gene Ontology annotation, biological process: nervous system development.